Leptopilina heterotoma is the source of this 1223-nucleotide messenger RNA. RefSeq lists its product as uncharacterized. The record is from RefSeq and is a predicted model, not a curated record. The transcript is spliced from 3 exons. Bases 141 to 1025 code for a protein of 294 amino acids. Lineage: Eukaryota; Metazoa; Arthropoda; Insecta; Hymenoptera; Figitidae.
UUUUACGUAUUAACUAUUUCGCAAAAGUCUGUCUUUCGAAUUGCACUCGUAGUUAAGUCGAAAAACUACAGGCGUUAAAAUUUUGUUUGCCUAAUUGAUAUUACAUAAAAAAUUUUCUAAUUUUUUGCAGUGAGUUUAACAUGAGAUUGUUAUUUUUACUUUGUGCUUUUUGGCAAACUUCAUGGACAAUAUCCAAAUAUGCAUACAUAAGAAAUCCUGCUCCUUGUCCAGAAAAUAUGUCUCACUAUGUUGAUGACAAGAACCAAUCCAUCGUAUUUUGCGACUGCAAAGAAACUCUUUUAUAUUUUCCUGAAAAUGACUUCUGUUACGAUGCCUACAGACAAGGUCCUUGUCCUUCAGAGCAUUAUUUGGUACUAGAUCCUGGAGAAACAGUUGCAAAAUGUAAAAAAAAUGUGUGUUUAUUAGAUGGUCUUGUUCCAUUUAAGGACAACUGCUAUUUUCUUUGGGAAUCUGAAUUGCCUUGUGAAAAACAAUUCCAUAAAUUAACAGUCAAUAUAGAUACUUUUGAAUUAGAAUGCAGUCAACAUUCAUAUAAUGGUGGCUCAUCAAAUUUGAAAAAGUCGAAAUCCUGUCCUGAAAAUUCAAUACUUGUUCCUCUGGAUAAUAAUGAGUCAAAAUGGGAUUGUGAUUGUGAUCCAGGUUUUCUUCGUCAUGCAAAAAAUAAUUCUUGUCAUCAAGCAUUUAGACAAGGUCCUUGUCCUCAAAAACAUUAUUUCAUUCUUCCUUUAGGAGAAGAUGAAGCGAGAUGUGAAAAAAAUCCGUGCCUUGAAGAUUCACUAGUUCCAUUUAAAGAGGGCUGUCAUAAAAUUUUUAAAUUUGGAUCGCCUUGUUCUAGUUCAUUUUAUUAUCUGGGAAUUGACAAAAAGAGUUUCCAAUUGAAAUGCAUUUAUUCUAGACGCCGUUCUGGAGGUCACGGCGCCGGCGGAAUUAUUACUGCUCCUCUUAAAGCUUGUCCUCCAGGGAGUAGAAGAAUAGUAACAGGAUGUAAACGCGUCUUUCAAUAAAACAUUGCAGCAGAUAAUUCUUAUUUUUUAUAUUCUAUACUCUAGCAGUAGAAACGUGACUGACAGCAGUGGCGUAGCAAUAGGUGGUUUGGGGGGUUAGAUUGUCCGGGGCCCCGGCGAUUUAGGGGCCCCCAAAAAGGAUAAAAUUGAUUUUCUUCAUAUGCAGCAAAAUGGUAAUAAACUGGUUCCGAGUUUUAA